AUGACUGUGGACUACUCCAAACUCAAGGACGAAGUCCCAUCAUUGAAAGGACAAGAGGUGAAUGUUGAGAUCAAAUCUUCGUCAGCAUCGACCUUCUCCGACACCUCCCACGCAACGACUCUCCUCGAUGCUUCCAACUUCCAUCCCGGCAAAGUCCUGCAUAUCGCACAACGUGGUAUAGGCGCCCUCCGCCUCCCUAUUCCGUCUUCAGAGCUCGUCACCCAAAUUUUCCAUGAAGACGGAAGCGUGGCAUAUACCUCGACGAGAGCCAAGAGAUCUUCGGGCAGCGCAGUUCUCAGCCACCCGAAACUAGGCGACUUGAUCAGCACAACGUACCGCUGGGGCCCAAGGCGUCCCCCAAUUCUCCAACUCAUCGGAAGUCAAGACGGCGAGGAUAUUGUCACAGUCAAUGGGAAGUGCACCUCUCGAACCACCAACUUCAACACACCCGACGGCUCCGUAUUCGAAUGGACCUAUGCGUGCACAAAGGAUUCCAAUGGCAAGAAAGUCAAUAUUAUUGCUCUGAGGGAAAAGAAGACGGGGAAGAUUCUUGCCCAGUUGAAUAGAGGCGAAGGGACUCGCACGGAAGGAACAUCGAGAUGUAGCGCUGGCAACGGUGGACAGCUUAUUCUCGACCAGGACGCUACAAGCCACAUAGAUGAGGCGUUGAUUGUGGCAACAUGUCUGGUGAUGCUCAAGAAGGAGAUUGAUCGUAGACGGUGUGUGCAGAUGGCCGUCAUAGCUGGAGUAGUAUCGGGUGGGAGUUAA
Cladophialophora carrionii CBS 160.54 is the source of this 768-nucleotide messenger RNA. RefSeq lists its product as uncharacterized. The transcript has a single exon. Lineage: Eukaryota; Fungi; Ascomycota; Eurotiomycetes; Chaetothyriales; Herpotrichiellaceae. The record is from RefSeq and is a predicted model, not a curated record. The coding region runs from base 1 to 768 and encodes 255 amino acids.